GCCCUUAAGAUCGUUGAAAAUUCAAAGUCGGCCCUAAACUCUGAUUCUAUUAGGUGAAACCGGUGAUUUCGAUCCAUGACCAGACGAAACCGGGCCCUGGGGGGAAGUAGAACCUGCCCAGACAGGACAACCGCCAAUUCCAAAUUUUCUUCGUAUUUUUUGUACAUUUUGGUGCUACCCCAGUUGGAGCAGAGAAGAGCUAGGAAGAGAAGAUGGAUCCCUGCAUUUACAAAGAUCCCUAUGCGCCUGUAGAAGCUCGUGUCAAAGACCUUCUUUCAAGAAUGACUUUGAAUGAGAAGGUUGCCCAGAUGACCCAAAUCGAGCGCGGCGUUGCCUCUCCCUACUAUCUUAGAGACUUGGCCGUUGGGAGUGUGCUUAGCGUUGGAGGUAGUGCACCCUUUAAGAAUGCGUUGUCCUCUGACUGGGCGGAUAUGGUUGAUGGGUUUCAAAGGCUGGCACUUGAUUCCCGGCUAGGUAUACCAAUUAUAUAUGGGAUUGAUGCUGUCCAUGGUAACAGUGGUGUCUAUGGUACCACCAUUUUUCCUCACAAUGUUGGCCUUGGAUCCACCAGAGAUGCAGAUUUGAUACGCAGGAUAGGCAUUGCAACAGCACUUGAAGUUAGGGCAAGUGGCAUUAAUUAUACUUUUGCACCCUGUGUGGCUGUAUGCAGAGAUCCCCGGUGGGGAAGAUGUUAUGAAAGCUAUAGUGAAGACACGGACACAGUUAGAAAGAUGACCUCUAUCAUUGCAGGCUUGCAGGGGCAGCCUCCUGAAGGACACCCAAAUGGCUAUCCUUUUGUAGCUGGAAGGAACAAUAUUAUUGCCUGUGCUAAGCAUUUUGUGGGAGAUGGGGGCACCUAUAGAGGUAUAAAUGAGGGGAAUACCAUACUGUCAUAUGAAGAUCUAGAGAGGAUCCACAUGGUUCCUUUUCUGGACUGUAUUUCGCAGGGUAUUUCCACAAUUAUGGCAUCCUAUUCUAGUUGGAAUGGACAUCAACUGCAUGCUCACCAUUUUCUUCUGACAGAAGUCUUAAAAGAUAAGUUAGGUUUUCAGGGUGUUGUGCUUUCUGACUGGGAAGCAUUGAACCGACUUAGCAAUCCUCGUGGCUCAAACUAUCGUUACUGCAUUUCUGCUGCUGUUAACGCUGGAAUUGACAUGGUGAUGGUGGGUCUUAAACAUGAACAAUUUGUGGAUGACCUGAUGCUUCUGGUGGAAUCAGGGGAGAUAACAAUGGCCAGAAUUGAUGAUGCGGUUGAGCGAAUACUGAGAGUAAAGUUUGUUGCAGGUCUUUUUGAAUAUCCCUUUGCUGAUAGAUCUUUACUAGAUUUGGUUGGUUGCAAGCUGCAUAGAGAAUUGGCAUGUGAAGCAGUUCGCAAGUCUUUGGUUCUCUUGAAAAAUGGGAAGGAUCCAAAGAAACCUUUUCUUCCAUUGCAUAAAAAUGCUAAAAAGAUUCUUGUCACGGGAACACAUGCUGACGAUCUUGGAUAUCAGUGUGGAGGGUGGACCAUAACUUGGUAUGGAGGAAGCGGCAAUAUUACUAUUGGGACUACUAUCUUGGAUGCUAUAAAAAAUGCGGUGGGAGGGGAAACAGAAGUGAUUCAUGAGAAAUAUCCAUCGCCAGACACUUUAGCAGGCCAAGAUUUUUCUUAUGCCAUUGUAGCUGUUGGAGAAGAUCCAUAUGCAGAAUUCACUGGUGAUAAUUCAGAGCUCCUGAUACCCUUCAAUGGAGCUGAUGUUAUUAGCUCAGUUGCUGAUAGAAUCCCCACCUUGGUAAUUUUGAUAUCUGGAAGACCUUUAGUUUUAGAGGCAUGGCUCUUGGAAAAGAUAGAUGCUUUUGUUGCUGCUUGGUUGCCUGGAACUGAAGGAGCAGGAAUCGUAGAUGUUAUAUUUGGAGACUAUGAAUUUAAGGGCAAACUGCCUGUAACAUGGUUUAAGAAGGUUGAACAGCUGCCUAUGAAUAGUGGAGAUAACUCAUAUGAUCCUUUAUUUCCCUUUGGUUUUGGGUUGACAUACAACGAGGAGAAAUCUUUAGACUGAAUUACUUGAAGAUUAAGGCUGGCCCAAGGUCCACGUUUCCUGAAUAAAUUAUGGCUGCAAAUAGAUGCUUCAUAAGUUCCUGCAUUUAGUUCUAGUAACUAGUGUUUUCUCGUCACACCCUUCAAGUGUGGAUUUAUUUUACCGUGAUCCAUGUCCAUUAGUCAUAAUCAUGUCACCAUUGUAUAGGGCCAGUAUUUGUUUCUUGUCCAAGUUGAUUCAUGGUUGGUUGAAAAGAGAUAGUCAACUUGGUAGUUAAAUAAAGAUAGUCGAGCUGGCAAUGAUCAGUUGUGUAUGUGAAUAUGUGUAUAGUGUAGAGAUGCGCAGGAUCGCCUCAUUGCACAAGGGCUUACAUCUGUCAAUAAAAAAAGGUUCAGAAGACGGCAGUAUCAGAUUCCCAACCAGUAUUAUUGAUCAUGGUAUGUCCCUUUUAUUAUACCAUUUUAUCUUGUCCAAAGAUGCCUCAAAUAGUGGAGCUGGUAGUGUAGUCUAUUUGUUUUACUUGAAGGGGUACGAAAUAUUUUUGUGGUUCUAUUAUUUAUGUUAUUGAGAUUAAUGCAUCCUCUGUUUUCAUCUUU
Hevea brasiliensis (rubber tree) is the source of this 2611-nucleotide messenger RNA. RefSeq lists its product as uncharacterized. The coding region runs from base 213 to 2036 and encodes 607 amino acids. Gene Ontology annotation, molecular function: beta-glucosidase activity. Gene Ontology annotation, biological process: glucan catabolic process. The transcript has 9 exons. The record is from RefSeq and is a predicted model, not a curated record. Lineage: Eukaryota; Viridiplantae; Streptophyta; Magnoliopsida; Malpighiales; Euphorbiaceae.